Messenger RNA from Nasonia vitripennis (jewel wasp), 623 nucleotides. RefSeq lists its product as uncharacterized. The record is from RefSeq and is a predicted model, not a curated record. The coding region runs from base 1 to 552 and encodes 183 amino acids. The transcript has 5 exons. Gene Ontology annotation, cellular component: neuron projection. Lineage: Eukaryota; Metazoa; Arthropoda; Insecta; Hymenoptera; Pteromalidae.
AUGACGGAAGUUUUCUUCAGAUUUCAAGCAGAGUAUAGUAAUAAAACUUAUUUAAUAUUUUUUCCAGUUCUACCAAAUGUGCAAGCAUUAAACCAACUGCUAGGUGCACCUCUUGGAACUAAUGUAACACUUGAAUGCUAUGUUGAGGCUCAUCCCAAUCCAGUAAACUAUUGGUGUAAAAAUCCUAAUAUCAUGCUGCUUGACGGGUUGAAAUAUGUUAUUGAGGAAAAGCGUGAGGGAUACAAAGUAUCUAUGCGUCUUACGAUAAAAGGAUUUAAUGAGAACGAUGUGGGUAGCUAUAGUUGCAUAUCAAGUAACAGUUUAGGAAAAGUCGAAGGCGUAUCAAGAUUAUACAAAAUCACAGACGUUAAUCGCCAUGGUUUGGUUCGCGAAUCGCACCGAAUAUCCAUGUUAGCAGGUUUAUCAGAUGCAGCAAGAGGAUCUGGAUCAAAAAACAUGAAUAAUAUAGAUUGUAUAUCAAAGUUUCUACAAAAUUUUAAUUUUUUUAAUAUAUUUAUCAUGUCACUUGUAACUUUCAUUUUGAAACGGUGAAAAUUUAUUGUAAUAACAUAUUUAUCAUAGAUAAGAUUUAUAAUAAUAAAAAUAUACUUUCAUAUUUGUAA